AUGAUGGUAUCGAAAACGGUUGGUUCUAAAGACACUGAAGACGAUGACAUUCUUGAAGAUGAUGAAGACUUGAGUAUUGAAAUACGUCGUGAACGAUCCAAUACAUUUUUACGCGCUUUUACUUCGGAUGAUAAUGAUGAUUCUGAAGAUGAUAGUUUUAUUAAACAAGAACGAACAUUUAUUCGACGUGACGAUUGGAAUUCAACCUAUUAUAGAGAUAGAAAUGGUCGUCUUUGUGUUUUAUGUAAAUGGAAUAUCUUACCAUGUUGUGAACCGAAUAUUUGCAAAAAACGUCACAUACGUUUUAAUGAAUGUGUUGAAAUUAAAGGUCGAUAG
Messenger RNA from Rotaria sp. Silwood1, 336 nucleotides. The record is from the annotation of a GenBank genome assembly. NCBI's taxonomy places the organism in Eukaryota, Metazoa, Rotifera, Eurotatoria, Philodinida, Philodinidae.